AACCGCGGCGAACAGUGUUCUUCUCGCCGGUCUCGGUUCACUCUGACCCAAGGUCUGCGAGGUCUCGUACAAAUUCCCCGAAGCAUCGCGUGCCCUAGCCAUGGCCCAGGCGCUGUACCACAAGGAAUUCGCCCGCGCGGGCAAGCAGGCGGGGCUGCAGGUCUGGAGGAUCGAGAAGCUGGAGCUGGUACCCGUGCCCGAGAACGUUUACGGCGACUUCUACGUCGGGGAUGCCUACCUGGUACUCCACACGGCCAAGGCCAGCCGGGGCUUCACCUACCGCCUGCACUUCUGGCUGGGGAAGGAGUGCUCUCAGGAUGAAAGUACAGCUGCUGCCAUCUUUACUGUUCAGAUGGAUGACUAUUUGGGUGGCGAGCCAGUACAGAACAGAGAACUUCAAGGCUACGAGUCCACUGAUUUUGUUGGCUAUUUCAAAGGAGGUCUGAAGUAUAAGGCUGGAGGUGUGGCGUCGGGACUGAAUCACGUUCUCACUAACGACCUGACUGCGCAGAAGCUCCUGCAUGUGAAGGGCCGGAGAGUGGUCAGGGCCACGGAAGUUCCCUUAAGCUGGGACAGUUUCAACAGGGGUGACUGCUUCAUCAUUGACCUUGGCUCUGAAAUUUACCAGUGGUGUGGAUCCUCGUGCAACAAAUAUGAACGUCUGAAGGCCAGCCAGGUUGCCGUUGGCAUUCGGGACAAUGAGAGGAAAGGAAGAGCUCAGCUCAUUGUGGUGGAAGAAGGGAGCGAACCGCCAGAGCUUAUAGAGGUGUUAGGGAAAAAGCCAGAGCUUAGGGAUGGAGAAGAUGAUGAUGACACCAGAGCAGACAUAACCAACAGGAAAAUGGCCAAGCUCUACAUGGUUUCAGAUGCCAGUGGGUCCAUGAAGGUGAGUGUGGUGGCAGAAGAAAACCCCUUCUCCAUGGCAAUGCUGCUUUCCCAAGAAUGCUUCAUUUUGGACCAUGGAGCCGCCAAACAAAUUUUCGUGUGGAAAGGUAAAGAUGCUAAUCCCCAGGAGAGAAAGACUGCCAUGAAGACAGCUGAAGAAUUCCUGGAGCAAAUGAAUUAUUCUAAAAAUACUCAAAUUCAAGUGCUUCCGGAAGGAGGUGAAACACCAAUCUUCAAACAGUUCUUUAAAGACUGGAGAGAUAAAGAUCAGAGCGAUGGCUUUGGGAAAGUGUAUGUCACAGAGAAAGUGGCUCGAAUAAAACAAGUGCCAUUCGAUGCCUCCAAAUUACACACUUCUCCACAAAUGGCGGCCCAGCAUAAUAUGGUGGAUGAUGGUUCUGGCAAAGUGAAGAUCUGGCGGGUAGAACACAAUGGUAGGGUGGAAAUUGACCAGAACUCAUACGGUGAAUUCUAUGGCGGUGACUGCUACAUUAUACUCUACACUUACCCCCGAGGACAGAUUAUCUACACGUGGCAGGGAGCAAAUGCCACGGGGGUUGAGCUGACGACAUCGGCGUUCCUGACUGUUCAGUUGGACAGGUCCCUUGGAGGACAGGCUGUGCAGGUUCGAGCCUCCCAAGGCAAAGAACCUGCUCACCUGCUGAGUUUGUUCAAAGAUAAACCGCUCAUUAUUUACAAGAAUGGAACAUCAAAGAAAGGAGGUCAGGCGCCGGCCCCCCCUACACGCCUCUUUCAAGUCCGGAGAAACCUGGCAUCCAUCACCAGAAUCUUGGAGGUCGAUGUUGAUGCAAAUUCAUUGAAUUCCAAUGACGUUUUUGUGCUGAAACUUCGGCAAAACAACGGCUACACUUGGCUCGGAAAGGGUGCCAGCCGGGAGGAGGAGAAAGGAGCAGAGUAUGUUGCAAAUGUCCUUAAAUGCAAAACCACGAGGAUUCAGGAAGGCAAGGAACCAGAGGAGUUCUGGAGUUCCCUUGGAGGGAAAAAAGGCUACCAGACCUCUCCCCUGCUAGAAACCCAGGCAGAAGACCACCCUCCUCGGCUUUACGGCUGCUCCAACAAGACCGGAAGAUUCACUAUUGAAGAGGUUCCAGGAGAGUUCACCCAGGAUGAUUUAGCAGAAGAUGAUGUCAUGUUACUAGAUGCUUGGGAACAGAUUUUUAUUUGGAUUGGCAAGGAUGCCAAUGAAGUUGAGAAGACAGAGUCUCUGAAGUCUGCCAAAAUGUACCUUGAGACGGACCCUUCUGGAAGAGACAAGAGGACACCAAUUGUUAUCAUAAAACAGGGCCAUGAGCCACCCACAUUCACAGGCUGGUUCCUGGGCUGGGAUUCCAGCAGGUGGUAAAGUGAUUUUUGUAGGAAAACAAACAAACAAACAAACAUUAUGGGGCAGUUGUCCCCUUGCUGUGUUUGGGGAAAAAAGGGAGGGUCUGUUUGUUUAUUUGACUUGAGAAAAUUAACCUCAGCUGUAAGGCUAUCCUUUAAUGCCUAGUAUUGGUUUGAAAUUCGUUUCAAACUAGAAUUUUCUUAUGUUAAUACUUUAAAAUAACUUAAACUUCUGUUAUAGACCAAUAUUAGCUCUGAUGGAAGCUAACUUACAUCUUUUCAUAUGACCUUUUAAAGGAGAAACGCUAUGCACAAUCUAGGGGAGUUUGUCAGGAAGUUUUACAAUUCAGGACCCAUAAGCCAAACUUGUUCUUUAAUGUACCAGAGAAGACAGUUAUAAAUGCCUUUGAGGUCAGUCUCCUUUCUAUGUGUUGUGUUCAAAAGAAUCGUAUAUUUGCAGUAAGAUUUCUGUUAAGAUGGCUUUGAAAGUUUGUUUUCCUUCUUUAGCCAAUGUGACUUUGAUACCAUUAACUCCUAAGAGUCAUUUUUUAAGAGAAACUUUACCUUUUCGGCCUUUUAAAAAGACUUUGAAAGCACAGCUUUUUCCUGACAAAAUAAUUUGUGUUCUUAUCCACAUUUCUAUAUAUGAUAGUACAUGUUUACUAUCACAAAAGAUACAUACCAAAAAAUUCACUUAUCUUGUCUUUCAUCAUUAAAACGCAUCUCUUUUUGGAAA
Camelus dromedarius (Arabian camel) is the source of this 2965-nucleotide messenger RNA. RefSeq names its product scinderin (gene SCIN). The coding region runs from base 101 to 2248 and encodes 715 amino acids. NCBI's taxonomy places the organism in Eukaryota, Metazoa, Chordata, Mammalia, Artiodactyla, Camelidae. The transcript has 16 exons. Gene Ontology annotation, biological process: actin filament severing; central nervous system development; barbed-end actin filament capping. Gene Ontology annotation, molecular function: actin filament binding; phosphatidylinositol-4,5-bisphosphate binding. The record is from RefSeq and is a predicted model, not a curated record. Gene Ontology annotation, cellular component: cytoplasm; actin cytoskeleton.